Penicillium malachiteum is the source of this 483-nucleotide messenger RNA. RefSeq lists its product as uncharacterized. The transcript is spliced from 2 exons. The record is from RefSeq and is a predicted model, not a curated record. Bases 1 to 483 code for a protein of 160 amino acids. NCBI's taxonomy places the organism in Eukaryota, Fungi, Ascomycota, Eurotiomycetes, Eurotiales, Aspergillaceae.
AUGCGUCCUAUUCAAAUCAUCGUUUGCGGCAAGUCUUCACAUGUUGCCAUCGGUGUGAAAGAAGGCAUCCGACCUGCAUAUGAAGUUCUGCAUUUCAUCAACUCCGUGGAGGUUGGAGUGAGAGACCUCCCAUUUUUGCUCCAAGAACAAGCGCCUCCAUCUCAGGGCUGGGCAAACCUCGGAACUCAGCGCUACGGAGAAAAAGUUGGCGCGGUUGUAGCCGGUGGAGGAUACAAUGAUGCAGACUUUGCAAGGCUCCGAGAAGCCUGCGAAGGGAAGAGCAGAAUACCUUGGCUCCGUCACGAUAUAAGUAAUGAGAUCCUUUUGACACAACCUAAGCAAAAUGUGGGAAUUGAGUACGGAGAGCAGCUUUCGAAGCAGAUAGUGGAAGUCUUAGGUUCUUUGAAAAAGAAGAAUAAAAUGGAGGAGGAUGGUGUGUAUUGGUUUCAAACAGAGCCUGCUCCCAGAGGAUCUUCUGAGUGA